GCAAGAUUCAAAGUAUUCGAAAGCAAGCAAUCGAAGCGUUAACAAGUUUCAGUCGAAGCUAAUAAGAAAGUUUCAGAGUUCGCUCAUUUUACAGUGUUAUUAUUCGAAGUGUUUGAAAGAAGAAAAGAAGACAAAAUGGUGAAAGCUGUUGGAAUAGAUCUUGGAACAACAUACUCGUGUGUUGGAGUUUGGCAGCACGGAAAAGUUGAAAUCAUCGCCAACGACCAAGGAAACAGAACAACCCCAAGUUAUGUGGCAUUCACGGACACCGAAAGACUCCUUGGAGAUGCUGCUAAAAAUCAAGUAGCGAUGAAUCCCAGUAACACAGUUUUCGAUGCCAAAAGACUCAUCGGUAGAAAAUACGACGACCCAAAAAUUCAACAGGACAUCAAACAUUGGCCCUUCAAGGUGGUAAAUGAUUAUGGCAAGCCAAAAAUCCAGGUCGAGCACAAGGGUGAAAAGAAAAUUUUCUCUCCUGAAGAAGUCAGUUCAAUGGUUUUGACGAAAAUGAAAGAAACUGCUGAAGCUUAUUUGGGAGAAACCGUAAAAGAUGCUGUAAUCACUGUUCCCGCCUACUUCAACGAUUCUCAAAGACAAGCCACAAAAGAUGCUGGGGUCAUCGCAGGAUUGAACGUUCUGAGAAUUAUAAAUGAACCAACUGCUGCUGCUUUGGCCUAUGGAUUAGACAAGAACCUGAAAGGUGAAAGAAACGUCUUGAUUUUCGAUCUUGGAGGAGGAACAUUCGACGUUUCCAUUUUGACCAUCGACGAAGGUUCUCUUUUCGAAGUUAGAGCUACAGCCGGUGAUACUCAUCUAGGAGGUGAAGACUUCGAUAACAGAUUGGUCAAUCACUUGGCAGAAGAAUUCAGAAGAAAAUACAAAAAAGAUCUACGAAGCAAUCCAAGAAGUCUUCGUCGUCUCAGAACAGCCGCUGAAAGGGCUAAACGUACAUUGUCCUCCAGUACCGAAGCUACCAUUGAGAUCGACGCCUUGUUCGAUGGAAUAGAUUUCUACACCAAAGUCACCAGAGCAAGAUUCGAAGAAUUAUGUUCCGAUCUCUUCAGAGGUACACUCAGUCCUGUAGAAAAAGCCCUGGCAGAUGCUAAAAUGGAUAAAGGAUCAAUCCACGAUGUUGUUCUAGUGGGAGGAUCUACAAGAAUUCCCAAAAUUCAACAACUCCUUCAGAACUUCUUCAACGGAAAACCUUUGAACCUAUCCAUCAAUCCAGAUGAAGCUGUAGCUUAUGGAGCAGCUGUCCAAGCCGCGGUACUAAGUGGCGAAAAAGACUCCAAAAUUCAAGACGUCCUUUUGGUGGAUGUAACUCCACUUUCUCUUGGUAUCGAGACAGCAGGAGGAGUAAUGACCAAAAUCAUCGAGAGGAAUGCAAGAAUACCUUGUAAACAAACUCAGACAUUCACAACUUAUGCAGACAACCAACCUGCAGUUACCAUCCAAGUGUUUGAGGGAGAAAGAGCCAUGACCAAAGAUAAUAAUUUAUUGGGAACCUUCGAUCUCACAGGAAUUCCUCCUGCACCACGUGGAGUACCUAAAAUUGAAGUCACCUUCGAUCUAGAUGCCAAUGGUAUCUUGAACGUCUCCGCCAAAGAUACUAGCUCUGGAAACUCGAAGAACAUCACAAUCAAGAAUGACAAAGGUCGUCUCUCCCAGAAGGACAUUGACCAAAUGGUUGCCGAUGCAGAAAAAUACAAAGAGGAAGAUGAAAGACAAAGACAGAAGAUUUCUGCUAGAAAUCAACUGGAAGCAUACGUUUUCCAAUUGAAACAGGCAGUCUCUGAGUGUGGGGACAAACUGAGUGCUGAAGACAAAGCAACAGUUGAAAGAGAAUGUCAGAGUUGUCUGCAGUGGCUGGACUCAAAUACUCUAGCAGAAAAAGAAGAAUAUGAAGAUAAACAGAAACAUCUGACAUCAAUCUGUAGUCCCAUCAUGUCCAAACUUUACAGUGGAGGUGCAGCCAAUGGAGGCCAAUUCAAUGGAGGAAUGCCAGGAAACUGUGGCCAACAAGCCGGAGGUUUUGGGAGUCGGCAAGGACCUACCAUUGAAGAAGUUGAUUAAUUUAAUCAUGUUGUGUUAAUUAUGUUAUGUGAUAUUUAUGUUGAAUGCCCUUUCAUCAGGGUUUUGUAAAUAAUAUUUUUAAGUUUGAAGACUGAUUCAGUAUAGUGUACACGUAUUUAUUGAUUUUUAAUAAAAUCUAUAUUUUUUUUAAA
Harmonia axyridis is the source of this 2225-nucleotide messenger RNA. RefSeq names its product heat shock protein 70 A1-like. Bases 136 to 2073 code for a protein of 645 amino acids. Gene Ontology annotation, biological process: cellular response to unfolded protein; protein refolding. The record is from RefSeq and is a predicted model, not a curated record. Gene Ontology annotation, molecular function: heat shock protein binding; ATP hydrolysis activity; ATP-dependent protein folding chaperone. NCBI's taxonomy places the organism in Eukaryota, Metazoa, Arthropoda, Insecta, Coleoptera, Coccinellidae. The transcript has a single exon. Gene Ontology annotation, cellular component: cytoplasm.